GCCCAGUAUCCUCAUUUGGCCCCUGUUGUCUUGCGCGGCGCCUGCGUUGUCGAGAAAGGUUUCUUGCUGGUUGACUCUCGCGGCCUUAAUUGUGUAAAUUCGGCUUCCGGAGCUAGAUACUUUCUGUAAUAGCAAGAAAAGACCGGUCGGCAUCGAGCAUUGCAUAUCGCCUUAAAUUAGCUAGUGUGAGGAAAUAUGUUUGUUUAAUAUCUUAACAGCCAUACAUACAUGCAUAGCUAGCUCAUUCUAGUAAUGUAACGGUUUGCUUGUUAGCCAGCUCAGUCUAGUUAACGCCGACGUCUAAAACCUAGCUAACGAGCUUAGCAAAUGCUAACCCUUCCUAGCUAGUGCUACGUUGCUUGCUUACGUUGGAUAUUGUUAUUUACCUGCUUGCUUAGCUAGGUCUAUGAGACUGCUGGAAACUAUACGGACCUACCUCAUCACUAUAGUUAGUUAGUUGAAUAAUUUGGUUGGCAGGAUAUAUGUGUGGGUGUAACGUUAAUUCCCGAGUCCGGGCAAGAAGUACCCGGAAGGGACGAGCAACUGCCGCCUUUGUUGAUGUAUGAUCAAGCUAACAUAACUGUAGAAAAUAGCUAAUAGUUGCAGCGAUUAGAUUGUGUGGGAUCCGGCAAUCAGGCUUUCAAGUCUAAUUUGGGAUAAAUGGUUCGAAAAGAAGAAAGCCCAGCACUGAUUUAGCUGCAUCACUAUCACCACAGCCAGUCUGCAUCUCCUGUCCCCACUACCUCCAUCCAGUCCCCUGUGCCUGCCUGUCUUGUCUGCUCUGAGAGAGACGGGUCUAUCUGGGCUAUACAGAGCAACGAAGAGCAAACACAGCCGACAUUGAAGCACCAGCACUGACUGGUUUUUGGCACUAGAGACCACACCAAGGACUUAGACAGAGAGCCCAGUUGGAGGGUAACUUCCUGCGCCACUCUUAAUUAACACUAGGAGGGGAACCAACCUGAUUUUGAUCACCCUGCAUCCUGUCUUCUCUUCCAUAACAGGGGAACAGAAGGAGGAGUUGCUGCUUUAGUUUUUUUGCUGCAGAGGUCCUCUUUAUCCUGGUCCUGGGACACAGCGUAUUGUUUUGGUCAACACCCCUGUUCUGCCCUGCCGACAUCAGCCAACGGUGGUGUCACCCUGUCGUCACUUUGAUUUUUAUCUCCCCCCCCGGGUUGGUUUUGAGUCAACACCGCUGCCUGCCUGCCAACAUCAGUAAUCACAAAGCAGCGGAGUCUGCAGUAGUUUUUUGGCUAUUUAUCCCCCCCCCCCCAUUUGGUUUUGGAGCCCGGUUCUUUUACCGGCUGCUUGAACUGCUGAAACUGGGGCGCGAUUCAUGGGAUGCAACCAUGUCGGAUCUCAGUGAGCGCAGGCCAGUUAACAUGGACUACGCGGUCUCCCUGCUGGAGCAGCUCAACUUCUUCUAUGAGCAGAAGUUACUGACUGACGUGGUGCUGCUGGUGGAGGACAACGAGUUCCCAUGUCACAAGAUGGUCCUGGCCACAUGUAGCUCCUAUUUCAGGGCAAUGUUUAUGAGUGGGUUGUCUGAGAGUAAACAGACUAAUGUUCACCUGAAGAACGUGGACCCUGCCACUCUCCAGAUCAUCAUCACCUACGCCUAUACAGGCAACCUGGCUAUCAAUGACAGCACUGUGGAGCCACUCUAUGAGACCGCCUGCUUCCUACAGGUAGAGGAUGUGCUACUGCAGUGCAGGGACUACCUGGUGAAGAAGAUCCAUGCAGAUAACUGUGUCCGGAUGCUGAGCAUCGGGGAUCUGUUCUCUUGUGUGGAGCUGAAGCAGAGCGCCAAGCGCAUGGUGGAACACAAGUUCCCCGUGGUCUACCGUCAGGAGGCCUUCCUACAGCUGUCCCACGAGCUGCUGGUGGACGUGCUGUGCUCAGACAACCUCAACGUGGAGAAGGAGGAGACGGUGAGGGAGGCUGCCAUGCUGUGGCUGGAGUAUAACAUGGAGGCUAGGUCCCAGUACCUGUCCUCAGUUCUCAGCCAGAUCCGCAUCGACGCUCUCUCCGAGGUGACUCAGCGCGCCUGGUUCCAGGGCCUACCGCCUAACGACAAGUCUGUCGUAGUGCAGGGCCUCUACAAGUCCAUGCCCAAGUUCUUCAAACCCCGCCUUGGUAUGACCAAGGAGGAGAUGCUCAUCUUCAUGGAGGCCACGUCAGAGUGGCCGUCUGACAUGGGUCAGGUGAUGGCAGGCCCCAACCACACGGUGGUGUGUUACAGCCCGCAAGCCGAGAAGGUCUACAAGCUCAGCAACCCGCCCGGCGACCUCCAGAAGGUUGGGACGCUCGUCACACCCGACAACGACGUGUUCAUCGCCGGCGGGCAAAUCCCGCUGAAGAACUCGAUCGCCAACCACGGGAAGAGCGGCGGCAAGCAACAGGCAGUGUUCCGAUCGGUGGAUAGCUUCUUCUGGUUUGACGCCCAGCAGAAUGCCUGGGUGCCUAAGACGCCCAUGCUGUGUGCCCGCAUCAAGCCCUCUCUGGUCUACUGUGAGGGUUACAUCUACGCCAUCGGGGGGGACAACGUAGGCGGGGAGCUGAAUAAACGUACCGUAGAACGCUAUGACUGUGAGAAAGACGAGUGGGCUAUGAUGAGCCCCCUCCCUUGCGCCUGGAACUGGACCACGUCCGUAGCAGCCCACGACUGUAUCUACGUGAUGACCCAUGACCUCAUGUACUGCUACUUCCCUCGCGCUGACACCUGGGUAGAGAUGGCCAUGAGGAAGACAAGUCGCUGCUUCGCCUCCGCUGCCACCUUCGGUGACCUCAUCUUCUACAUCGGGGGGCUCCAUGUCGUCUCCAACUCGGGCGUCCGCAUGCCCACCAGCACCAUCGACGGCUCCUCCGUCACCGUGGAGAUCUACGACGUCAGCAAGAACGAGUGGCGCCUGGCCGCCAACAUCCCUGCCAAGCGCUACUCGGACCCGUGCGUGCGGGCCGUGGUGCUCCUUGGCUCUCUGUGCAUCUUCAUGCGGGAGACUCACAUGAACGAGCGCGCCAAGUACGCCAUCUACCAGUACGACCUGGAGCUGGACCGCUGGUACCUCAAGCAGCCCGUGUCUGAGCGCGUGCUCUGGGACCUGGGGAAGGACUUCCGCUGCGCUGUGGGGAAGCUAUACCCAUCCUGUCUGGAAGAAUCCCCGUGGAAACCACCCACCUACCUGUUUUCCCCCGACGGGGCCGAGGAGUUUGAGGUGGACGGGGAGAUGGUCUCCCUCCCUCACAUAUAGCUCUUAACCUUCCACCUCUGCCCCCAAACCGAGUCCCUGAAUUGCCCUCUAAACUCUGGGUGUGACGUGUCGAGGGAUGGACCUGAAAGCCAGAGGGGUAGGUUUGAUGUCUGUCUGUUCCAAAGGGAUCUGAGCGCUACAAGGCUAUUCUGCCGGCUGGCUGUUGCUGACAAACAAGCUUAUACAAAGCCUCAGACAUUGAAAAUAUAGGAGAGAAACAAAAAGUAAUAUGGAAAAAGUAGAUUUGUUUUUUCUUUUGUCCGUUGCAACUUCAAGUCUGUUAUACUGUUUCUACAAUGUGAUAAUUGAAAGUCGACUGAUUUGUGAUGAUGCACUUACUGGCGAAAAGCUCCUUGGAAUAACUGUACCAAAAUCCUCCUGGUGUCCACCUCUUUCUCUCACCACUGUUGUAAACCCACAUCCAUCUCUCCUAGGGACACAUGGCCUGUGUCCCAGCCAUAUGGUACCCUAUUCCCUAAGUAGUGCACUAAAUAGGUAAUACGGUGCCAUUUGGGAUGCUCAUAGUAUAGGAACGUACAGGGCCAAGUGUUAGGGGGGGGGGGGGUUAUGGGAGAGAAGGGGUUCUAGGUGGUGACUGCAGGUCCAGUCACUCUACCUGUUUUUUUUUUCUUUCACCUCUGUUCCAGACACGCAACCCCCUGCCUCUCCCCUCACUCCUCUAGUCCCCUACUAACACCACUCUAGCCUGCCUGUCUCUUAGGUUGUGUCCCAAAUGGCACCCGACUCCCUACAUUUGACCAGGGCGCAAAGGGCCACCAUAGGCUUGUUGAGCUGGCACUGGAGCUCUUGCCAAAAGUAGCGUCCUAUAUAGGGUUCCAUUUGGGAGGCAUCCUUAGUCAAUCUCUCUGGACACAGGUCUUCCACAGAGCCAGCCAGCGGUUUACAGAACGGAGCUCACCCUAACCAACUGUCAUAUCGUCGUGAUGGGAGGAUUUAUGCCGGCUCUUAUUUUUGACAAGCGCGGGUCUCUGCAACAACACACGCCUCCUUCACUCUAUCUCAAUACUCUCAUCAACUAUAGAUUUUUGGGCUCAUGCAUUUUUCUUUCCCUAAGCUGCUGAAAUAUAUAUAAUUAUAAAAAUAUAUAUUUUUCAUGUUUAAAAAAUAAACUGUUUUAGUGUGGGUGAAAACAACCAGGUUCUAUUUUGUAUUAGUAUUUUUUUUAAGUUAAUAUCAGACAUUACUGUAGUGUGAUUGUGUUUCGGUAUCCACCCCCCCACCAGAUUAUUUUCUUGAGUGAAAUACUGAGGAAUCUUGCUGCUGAUUGGGUCUGAGAAGGAAGGAGGGCUGGCCCAGUGCUGUUGCUAUGGAAAUUGUCCAGGCAACCACUAGCGGUAGUGGAGACCGACUGGAGGGUGGUAUGGGAGGGAAGGAGCGGACGGCGCUGCUUCAUGAUUCCUACCUUAAACAUGAGCACAGGUGCUUCAUGACAAACCUUACUAGCAUGUUUGGCUGCAUCAUGUUCCUUUGGCACUGUAUUUUGAAUGAACGUUAAUUUAUUAAAAAACAUACCAAAACGUUCUCGAAAAAAAUGACUUAUUUUCACAUGGGUUGAUGAAGCAGGCUUGGUUUUGUUUUAAACAUGUCACAAUGUGUUUACCUUUCAAUCCAGUCUGCUCACAAUUACAGAUUUAGCCUAUCUAUUUACAUGUUCAGUUAGUCAUACAACCUAGGGACUUAUUAUGCCUGCUUAAAAUAGUUUCCCCCCCAUUCGUUGCCUGACAAAGGCAUCCACAGAAGCCCUGUCUGUACCACCUCUGAAUAGCUAUAACUGGAGCUGGUUGCUUCCCAAAUGGCAACCUAUUCCAUAGGGUGCCAUUUGGGACAGCUGCUGAAGCCAAACAAACAUCGCUCUGCCUCCUCCCCCUCCAUAGCUUUUGAGCUGAUAAUCUGAAAGUCAUCCGUGAGGUCCCUGGGUUCGCGUGUGAUGUUAUUGAACUGAGGCACGUGGCUGCAGCCUGUUUUUGUCCGGUAGACCCUGCGCCUGCUACACCCCCUCCCUCUACGGUCUUUUGUUUGGCUGACCUACAUACAGUAUGAACAGACCAGACCAUGAAUAUCUCGCUCUAACAGAGAUACUUUCAUAUCUUGUUACGUUUUGUAGUAUUUUUCCUGUAAGCUUAUGGGAAGCACUUUUAGGUACGGAAGCAGUAAAGAUGAGGCUGAUUUCCAUUUUUUUUCAUAUUUAAUGCAGCAUAAAUUAACUUCACAUUUUCAAAACCCUAAAUAUGUCAGAUUAAAUGUUUUUCUUUGCAUACUUAAGUACAUUUGAGUUCAACAGCAACAAAUGAAGCAUACAGGCAAUACGAAUGACUCAGAUUUUAGUUUAAAAGUCAAGACGGGAAUUCAAAGAGAUGAUGGUCCAAAGCUGUCAUUAUUACAGUUUAAAAACUGGACCUGGGCCCAUGUCUAAACGUCUGCGUACGAGUGCUGAUUUAGGACCAGUUUGGCCUUUUAGAUCGUAAUGGAUAAGGUUAUAUGGGAUCCUAGAUCGGCACUCUUACUCCGACUUUUAGUGGAUACAGUCCCAGAUCUCGAAGAUAAAUAUAUAUAUACACACUUAUUUCCUAAAUGUUCAACUUCAAUACAAACAGUUGGGGAGAAAGUACUGUAAUCAUCUCAAAGUAACAAGUAUAGACUAAGAGAGUACAUAGAAAUAUAAUCUUUCCUAUGUAUAGGUGCAACCAAUUGCCUACGUAGUGCACUUUCUACAGAAUAGGUUUAAAGGGCCUUAGUCAAAAGUAGUGACCUAUAGGGAAUAGGGUGCCAUUUCAGAUGCACAAUAGUGAGCCAUAGAUCAGGUAGAGAUUGGUUCCAGUCGUGUCAUCACUAUUAUUUGUACAAGUCCAACAAACUAUAUACAACUAAUAAAUUCAUUUUAUCCCAUACUCCAACUAUCUUUAUAAAAGUUCACUAUUACAUGUAUAGUGCAGACAUAAUGA
Molecule: messenger RNA, 6214 nt
Organism: Salvelinus fontinalis (brook trout)
Lineage: Eukaryota; Metazoa; Chordata; Actinopteri; Salmoniformes; Salmonidae
Product: kelch repeat and BTB domain-containing protein 2-like
Exons: 5
Coding region: 1350-3251 (633 amino acids)
Molecular function (GO): protein binding
Source: RefSeq, a predicted model, not a curated record